This is a messenger RNA of Diabrotica balteata, 985 nucleotides long. The record is from the annotation of a GenBank genome assembly. Lineage: Eukaryota; Metazoa; Arthropoda; Insecta; Coleoptera; Chrysomelidae.
UGUCAACUCAACUACUCAACAUGUCAAUAAGAUUUUAUCAAGGUCAGAAUAUAAUAACACUUUUUUGAGGAAAUCCUUUCACGAAAUACGAAAUAAUGAUAUUAAUACGACUACAGCUAUAAAAUUGGUUAACUUUCACUUACCUUGAAAGGUAUUCGGCGGUAAAUUUGAAAUGUCAGAAAGGAAAAGUAAAUUUGGUCAGAAACAACUGUUUAAUUAUUUGUCAAAAGAUUUUCAUGAGUUAGUCAAUAACAAACAAGCGAUGAGAGCUGCAAUGGAAACGUUCUUGAACAAUUUAAUAGACGAAUUAACUUUAGGAAUAAUAUUUGAUGUACAUAGGAAACACAAAAUAAAUGCUUUUGAUUUAGAUGUAGAUGAAAAUAGUGAAGAUGUUGAUGCAGUAGACUUUGAAUAUCUGUCGCAUAAUACAAAAAAGAACCAAGACUGCGUGUGUCCCAAUUGUGAUCGAGCUGUGGCUGCCACGAGAUUCGCCUCACAUCUAGAAACCUGCAUGGGUCUGGGCCGGACAUCGAGAAAUGCUUCACGACGAGCUGUUUGCAACAGCAAGGAUAAUACAACAUAUAGCGGAUUACCAAGUGAUGAUGACGAUGAUGUCAAUUGGGGUUCAGUUAAACAACGGAAAAAGAAAAAGGACAAAAACGGAACUAAAAAGAGUAGAGGUACACCUAAGAAGAACUACGACCAAUCUGAUUCAAUCGACUCAUUAAACGUUGAUAUCGAAGGAGAAGAUGAAGAACUGACCAAUCUUAGAGAUAUUUUAAGACUUCAGGACCACUCAAACAGUACCUCUCCAGCUGAUUCAGCUUCUAGUUCCGGAUCGACGAAGAAAAAAGAAAAAUCGAAAAACAAAAAGUCCAAUAAAAGGGAGAGACGCUCCCCUAGCCCUAAUUCAACUUUAGACUAAAUAUCCUAUAUAGUAUUAUUGGUUGUGAUUUUGUUUAGAUGUAAAUUCAUUUUUAUUACA